This is a messenger RNA of Baudoinia panamericana UAMH 10762, 1118 nucleotides long. RefSeq lists its product as uncharacterized. The record is from RefSeq and is a predicted model, not a curated record. The transcript is spliced from 2 exons. Bases 1 to 1020 code for a protein of 339 amino acids. Gene Ontology annotation, molecular function: dioxygenase activity. Lineage: Eukaryota; Fungi; Ascomycota; Dothideomycetes; Mycosphaerellales; Teratosphaeriaceae.
AUGCGUCCAGAAGCAGUAAGCAACGCGGUGUCCUCCGACGACCUCGAUAUACCGCUCAUUGACUUCGCAAGCUUCACAAACGGCGACGCUGCAACGAGGAGGACAACGGCGCAAGCAAUCCUCUCGGGCUUCCAAACAGCUGGCUUCAUCUACUUACGAAACCAUGGCGUGCCUAAAGCGGACGUCGAAACCGCAUUCGCAGAGUCCGCAAGAUUCUUCAAGCGUUCACCGACACAGAAGGAAGCCUUGAACUGGACUACUCCGGAGGCGAACCGAGGCUACUCCGGACCAGGACGAGAGAAGACGACGGAUCUUACCGAUGCCGCUGACAUUGAAGCGAAGCGAGCAGAAGAAGGUGCUGAUCUCAAGGAGUCGUUCGAGAUUGGUCGGGAGGGCGAACCAGGCUUCCCGAACCAAUGGCCUGACAAGUUCGACGAGGAUGGUGUGCGCUUCAAGGAGCACAUGCUCUCCUUCUUCGACAAAUGCAAGCAGCUACAUGUCGAGGUGAUGCGAUCGAUAGCUGUUGGCCUUGGUAUUGAUGAACAAUGGUUCGAUAAGUUCUGCAGCACCGGCGACAACACCCUACGUCUACUCCACUACCCAGCCGUAGACUCAAACGUCUUCCAGCAAAACAAGAACACUGUCCGUGCCGGAGCCCACACGGACUACGGCUCGAUCACCCUACUCUUCCAGGACAUGGCAGGAGGACUUCAGAUUCUGUCGCCAAAUGGCAAUUUCGUUGACGCCACGCCGAUCGAAGGCACCAUUGUUGUCAACGCCGCCGAUUUACUCUCCAGGUGGAGCAACGACACGAUCAAGAGUACCAAACAUCGCGUGGUAGAGCCUCCGACGAAGGCCGACCAUCAUCCCGCCCGAUAUAGUAUUGCGUAUUUCUGCAAUCCGAAUUUUGAUAGCUUCAUCGAUGCUAUACCUUCGACUUACGGUGAUGCGAGGCCGAAGAAGUACGCUGGGAUCAAUAGUGGUGACUAUCUCGCGCAGCGGCUUGCGGCAACCUAUUAGCGGUUCGAAGAGCCUGGCAUGCCAACUGCUAAGUCUAUCGAGCUUACAACCGGUGAACGUCUAGUUUGCUCAUGCUGAGACAUGAUGUAAGCAUCCGG